AUGAACUCUCUGACGCCCCAAGAAAUACUGCAGGUCAUGUCAGACAUGGGCUUCGACCUCACUCCACAUCCCAAACUCCCGAACAGCGUCCUCGACAAACGGCUACGAGACGCACUCAAUGCGUCGCAGAACCGGGAUGGCUUCCCCGUAAGCUUGGACCCUCGUAAUCUACCAAAGUGGCCUAUGGAAACAGGUUUGGAUGGCCGGCCUCUCCCGAAUGGUCGAUCGGUGUUCGACGCGGUCAUUCGCGUCAACUACGAGGAGCUCAGCGAGAUUCACCGGGCAGAACGCGAAGGACGCGAGUACGAGGCGCUUCCUCACCAUGUGAACGCGUUAUGGGAUCUGCGUCAAGUGGUGAUGUAUCUGGGCCGCGCGCUGGACAAGGGCACGGAUUGGUUGCCUCCUAGAGGAUCCUGA
This is a messenger RNA of Dichomitus squalens LYAD-421 SS1, 417 nucleotides long. RefSeq lists its product as uncharacterized. The transcript has a single exon. Lineage: Eukaryota; Fungi; Basidiomycota; Agaricomycetes; Polyporales; Polyporaceae. The record is from RefSeq and is a predicted model, not a curated record. The coding region runs from base 1 to 417 and encodes 138 amino acids.